AUGUUUCUGCCUCCAGAUACAAACACAAGGGAAAGAAGAAGGUUUGAUCUAGACGACCUGCGUGUUUAUUAUCUGAUAUGUGAAGAGCUUGGAAUAGCGGAAGAGGAGCACGUACAGAAGUCCUUUUACUACUUGAUGAAGUGGGCGGGACAGGAUAAAUUCAGCGGAGAGAUAGGAUUUCUUAGGAACUACAUAAUGAGGAUCAAGAAAGAAAGACGAGAUAAGCAUGGGGAAUGGGAUAUGUUAAUGCUGUGA
Molecule: messenger RNA, 255 nt
Organism: Encephalitozoon romaleae SJ-2008
Lineage: Eukaryota; Fungi; Microsporidia; Unikaryonidae
Exons: 1
Coding region: 1-255 (84 amino acids)
Source: RefSeq, a predicted model, not a curated record